Molecule: messenger RNA, 1052 nt
Organism: Pieris napi
Lineage: Eukaryota; Metazoa; Arthropoda; Insecta; Lepidoptera; Pieridae
Exons: 2
Coding region: 1-945 (314 amino acids)
Biological process (GO): vacuolar proton-transporting V-type ATPase complex assembly
Cellular component (GO): endomembrane system
Source: RefSeq, a predicted model, not a curated record
AUGGAUCUAAAGGGCCCCCUUGUCAACACUAAUCUUAGAAUAUAUCCUUCUCAAAAGUUAAUAGAGUUUAUUAAAACUAUUCCUGUAACAAAAGAAGUUCCUGGAAAUAUUGUUACAUAUAUUAAGAGUGAAAAUAAAACCAGUUUUGAAAUAAACUAUGAUGUUAUUGAUACAAAGCAAACUAUGUUGACAGAGACAGAUUAUAAUAUUAUAAAUAAAAUAAAAACAGUAGUUGAAUCAGAUGAAACAACUAAAGAUAACAAUGAAAUAAAAGAAAAUGUUAAUUGUAAUAAAGAUUCCUCUGAGUUAGAGGACAGAAAUGAUAUAGUAAAUAUACAAAGCAAAAAGGAAGAACAAGAAGAGGAUGUACCAUUCCUUACAACCUCUGAUUUAGAUUGGCUCUAUAUUUAUUUAAAAAGUAAACAUGACAAUGGUGAAAAAGCACCAUACUUACAUGCAUUAUUACAAUCAUCUGAAGUUAAAGUACCUCAAAAUAAAAUACUUAAAAGAAAUCCUGAUUUAGAAGCAAGGUGUGUCAAACUGCGUGCACAACAAGAGGCAAGGGAAUAUAGAAAAAUGACAAAAGGUGUAGAUAAUGUAAGGAUCCGUUAUCCUGAGGACAGUAUUUCUUAUCAAAUUAAGCAACUAAAUCGUCAUUUGAUUGCAAUUGGACAGUUCUUACUAUCAAUUUUUGCUGGUUUUCUCUUUGGAUUUCGGGGUGUUGAAUGGAUAGUUGGCAACUUAGACUUCGGAUUUAGGCUCUUACUUGGUGUUAUGUGUGCAUUAGUUAUUGCUCUUGCUGAAAUAUACUUCCUGGCUAAGAAACUGAAUGAAGAAUUAUCAGUACCAGAAACUGUUCAGCUCGGUGGACCUGUCAAGUUUGCUAAUGAAGUCAAUUAUGUCACUGAUAACAAGAAUGCUAUUACAAAAGAACAUCAGGAUUAGAUACUUAAAGAAAUCUAAACCUUAAUGAGAUAUAUCUUAGUAUAUGGAUAUAUUAUACAAGAUAUAAGAUAUAUAUAAAAUACAUUAUUUUUAGUUCCCAAAUGUGU